Messenger RNA from Frankliniella occidentalis (western flower thrips), 6602 nucleotides. RefSeq names its product F-BAR domain only protein 2. Gene Ontology annotation, biological process: clathrin-dependent endocytosis; clathrin coat assembly. The transcript has 19 exons. The record is from RefSeq and is a predicted model, not a curated record. Lineage: Eukaryota; Metazoa; Arthropoda; Insecta; Thysanoptera; Thripidae. Gene Ontology annotation, cellular component: clathrin-coated pit; cytoplasm; plasma membrane. The coding region runs from base 190 to 3129 and encodes 979 amino acids.
GAUACAGUCGUUCUCGCAGAAGUUGGGUGUCGCCAGCCAAGGGGCAGUUAUGAGUUACGGGAUGUGAAAAUUCUUUUUGCGAGUACCUCUAGAUUAUUGUUUUAUGAUUAUAAUAAAAGAGUUUGAUCAUUUAUGGAAAGGGGAGAAAAUUGCUGAUUUUUUUGGACGUGUUAUGGGAUUGACACCACCAUGACGGUUGACUUCAGUGAUUACUUUUGGGGUGAGAAAAAUAACGGAUUUGACGUUCUUUAUCACAAUAUGAAGUAUGGCCUUGUUGCCAGCAAAGAAUUUGCAGAGUUUCUGCGUGAGAGAUCAUCGAUUGAAGAAAAUAACUCCAAAAUGUUGGCAAAAUUAGCCAAGCAAGCUGGAACUGGUUGUAUUAAUGGAACGUUUGCUCCUGUUUGGCAAGUGCUACGUACUUCUGCAGAAAAAUUACUGAACCUUCAUGUUCAAAUGGUCCAAAAGGUGUCAGAACUUGUCAAAGAAGUUACUAAAUAUGCUGAUGAGCUGCAAAAGAAGCACAAACAGGUCAAAGAAGAAGAAGGAGGGACUUUGGAAGUAGUUCAAGCAAUUCAGGCCACUACCUUAACCUUACAAAAGGCUAAAGAUGCUUACUUGCAAAAAACUCUGGAGCUGGACCGUCUUCGAAAAGAAAGUGCCUCCCCAAGGGAUUUAGAAAAGGCAGAAGCAAAACUCCGUAAAGCUCAUGAAGAGUAUAAAACCCUUGUGGAAAAGUACCAUGUUAUCAAAGAAGAAUUUGAAAGAAAAAUGAUAACAGCCUGCAAGAAAUUUCAAGAUGUUGAGGAAGCUCAUCUAAUUCAAAUGAAAGAUUUUCUGUACACCUAUGCUGAAUUGUUGCAGCAAAAUCAUGAGCUCAUUGGUCAGGUCCACUUAGAUUUUAAGAGACAAUGCCUGGAAAUGACAGUAGAUAAACUGUUGGAGCAAUUUGUUUUGGGAAAAUAUACUGGCCUUGAGAAACCAGGUGUUAUAGACGUCGUCAACCUUGAAGAUAUGAAUGUUCUAAGCACUACUCCAUCCUCAUCAAGCAGUCAACUUAAGAAUUCUGGGGCCGAUGGUUCUGACAAGGACAUGAGCAGUAAGGAGGACAGCAAUAAGGGUUGGAAGCGUGAAGGUAAUGUGGAUAAUAUUGGACAGCCUCCAGGCCAACCACCGGGCAACUCACAGGCCAAACCUUCCCGACGUACUACUUCCCUCCUGAACCUCUUCAUGUCUAAUUCUCAGGGCAGCAAGGAGAGCGGCGGCCAUCCUGAGGGCCCGGGUGGAGCCGGGUCUGGGCCCGGGGCAGGGCAGGGGGCGGGCGAGGUGGGCACUCCCACGUCCGCUCCCACCAGCCCCGGUGCGGACGCUGGCACCACCACGCUCGCUCGCAACCCUUUGCGUGGAUCAAAAUGGUUUCUCAGAAGCAGGAGAGACAAACGUAAAGAAAAAAAGGCUAAAAAGAAAAAAGAUGGAAGCACUGACAAUGCAAGUCAGAAGUCUGAUGGUGAGGACAAAUCUGGAACACCAACUCCUGAAGUUGAUGAUGAGGGCUACAAUGUACGACCAAAGAGUGAUACAUGGGAAAAUGAUAAAGGCUCAUUUUACUCUAGCUCUGAUUCGGACUCAGAGGAUGAAAGAGAAAGAAAGAUACAUGUUGAAAUUAAACCUCUAAGUAAUGGAGCUGCACCCAUGAGUGCUAGUGUGGAUGAGCUUCGUGCAACAGUAGGAAAUCUGUCUAUAUCCCCGAUUGGGGCUACAAUGGGACGAAGAGGGUCAGGUGUUGACUCGGAUAUACAUAUGAAAAGAUCCCAAUCCGUCUCUCAGCAAUUAGGCAAGCCAAGUAGUGAUCUACUGGGGCUGAAUCUCUUUCAAAGUCCUGCCACAUCUGCAGCAUCAACUCCAACUGGAAGUGGGAACCAUCCCUAUGCACCUUUAACCAGUCCACCUCCAGCUUCUGCAUCACCUGCAGCAGCAUCUCCGUCAACAAAAUAUGCUGACCUUGGAGAGUUGUUAGCUGAUGUUGAAACACAACCUGCUCUUCCACCAAAGCAAUCAAGACAAGGUGGUUCGUCAACUCCAGGUAGUUCGAUAGCAAUACCAAGGCCCCCAUCUAGGCGUGGAGAGGGACCCCCUCAGAGAGGUAGAGUCAGUCCAGGCCCUAAUGCUCUCAGUAUGUCUCGGGCAGACAGUGUUGCUAGUUUAGAGUUUAGAGCGGCUGGCGUUGCUUUGGGAGUUUCUCGUGGGCCUUCGCCAUUGACAAUUGGAAUGACAGAUACAAUUCCACUUGCAGUUGCCUUCCAUGAAAUUGUGCACUCCUAUUUUCGUGGUACAGAUGAAACUAGGUGUCAGGUGAAAAUGUCAGGAGACAUGAUGCUUUCCUUUCCAGCGGGCAUAGUCGCUGUUCUUGCUAACAAUCCAAACCCUGCUCAGUUAACUUUCAGGAUCAAAAAUACAGCACGCAUAGAAAAUAUCCUUCCUAACAAGCAACUGGUUCAUAUCGAAACAGCUCUGUCAAAUACAGAUUGUAUGGUGUUUGAGUUUAAUAUGAGUUCCCUGACGGGUCUUCUACGCCGCCAAGCUGAGCAAAAUCCCACUGCUUCAUACUUUAAUGUGGAUAUUCUUAAAUACCAGGUGAAACCAAAGAUUGGAGCAGGCUCGUGUCCAUUCCAGUUGGUAGCAUACUGGAAAUGUGAGCAAUCUCAUACGGACUUGAAAGUGGAUUACAAAUACAAUAGUCAUGCAAUGGCUGCACCCUCUCCACUGCUAAAUCUCACAGUUGCUGUACCAGUUGAUGGGGGUGUCACAGGGCUACAGUCGAAACCUUCUGCCCAAUGGUUGGCAGAAAGUCACAGAGUUAUUUGGAAGUUUACUGAGCUGUCUCAGCAUAGUGAAAAUCAUGGUGUUGGCUCACUUAGGGCUCGCUUAGAAGUGAGCAACGGACCAAGUCAGCAAGGAACAAUUGCUACUCAAUUUAACUGUGAAGGAACAACACUUUCUGGCCUAGAGCUGGAGCUUGUGGGCUCUGGAUAUAGACUGUCUUUGGUAAAGAGAAGAUUUGUGUCUGGAAAGUACAUUUGUGAUGGUGAUCCUGACCCAAGAUCAAGAUACGCUGCCCCUCCCGGCAAUUAACAUACCUGAUGACACCCUUUUCUCAGGAGGUAUGCCACUUUCUUCAAGUACCUACUUAGUGGUAGGCAAUCAUAUCAUGGAGUAAGAGUACUUUUACUCUGUGAUCAUACCUUGUUUUCAUUUCUUCUCUUUGUUCUUUUUUUCUUUUAUAAAAAGAAAAGGGAUCGGUAUUCCUCACAAAACUUUGUGAUAACCUUUCUAAUGGAAAUGCUCACUAUAUUUAGAUAUUUUCUUUUAAAGGUAAAGCAAGUAAUUGAUGAUGGAAUAUGAAAUGUGAUUGUGUCGGGCUAAAUAUGUUACUUUUGUGCUAAGUUUUAGUUCAUUUGGAGUAUAAUAUGUUAAUUCCUAAAUUUAACUUUUAAAAUUUUAUCAAGCACAUUUGAUUAUUUUAUCAUUUACAUACUUUUAAUUUUGGAUCCAAGCACUGCUUGAUCUGCUGAUGUAAAUCAUUCAAAAUAGUGGAUUUAUCCUGGAUGUUGUAUUUUAUCUAUCUAGAAGGAAUCUGAAAGACCAAUCAAAAACAUGGCAAAAUGACUGCCAUGUACUUGCUUGUACUCGACACAAGCUUACAAUUUAUGAAGUGAAAACACAGAUCAUGAAUUAAAAUUAGCUACUCGCAUGUUUUUUCAAUUAAUUGCAUUAAAGUGCAUAAAAAUGAACACAUAAUUUGAAUGUUUUGUGUGAAGUUCCACUUGAGGCACUAGUAUUCCAGUUACCAUUGAGUCUGAAUCUUCCCUAUCAUGGAUUUGGUUAUUUGUUUGAAGUUUUCAAUUCUGUUGAAAGCUUUCUGAUUAAGCUCUAGAACUUUUGUAAUGGUGAUCACACCUAUUUUGCCCUCUUAGUGUUGGAGAUUAGCUGGCUGAUAGUCAUUACACUCUGGCAGUGAGUGUAAUCUAGUUAAUUUACGCAUAACUAUACCAGUUCUCUAAAGUAGGAACCCUAGUAAACUUGAUUUUUACAUCGAGCUUGCACAGAACUGUUGAGAAUUCUGCAGAUUUGUGCUCCUUGUUAUCUCUAAUUGAAACGAACGAAAUAUUGUACCAAUACUAUGUUAUUUGGAACAUUGUUUCGGUCCAUGCUGUUAUUUACUAAUAUUAUUUCUUUGAUUAUAUUUAUAGAUUUAUUGUACAUCCAGCCACAAAGAUGCAUCUAUAUAUUAAUAUGUAUAUAAAUAUAUAUACACUAUGUAUGUACAAGUAUUAAAUUAUAAGUAUGCUAUGUUAAUUGUUUUAUAUGAUUAAAGGAGGUGUAUUUUUAUGUCAAUGCAUUGGUGUUAGGACUGAAAAUCAUGUGCAAACCACUAGGGAUGCGUGAUGCCCAGCACAAUGAAUUAGUGCGUCAACACAUUCCUGGGCAUUUUUAUUGCAUGUCCAAAUGAAUUGUUCUAUUCAAUAUUGUAUGCUUAUGUAUUCAUUCAACUGGGUAUUUACCUGUUGUAACAGUCACUGGGUGAAAACAGAGAGGUUUUUAGUUCUUUAUGUGCUGUGUAUGCAAUUUGUAGUAACACUUAUAGACAAUUAUACAUAUCAUUGUAUUGCUCCAUUUGUUCUGUGUGUGGUGAAGAAGGUGCUGUGGUUGUGUUUGUGAGUGAGCAAACACCAACCAAUGUUUUACCUUACUCUUCUCUAACUACCUGCUAUAAACUAAGAAUGUGUGUAUAAUCACAGAGAAAUCGGUAAAGAAAUCACCAAAUACCAAAUUAAUACAGCAUUUGAAAAUAGAUAACUCUCUGCAACUGCAUAACAGAACUGGCACAUGAAGAGCUGCAUUUCCUCCAUUGCUUUUUUACAUAUUUGGUUAAUUUUGUUGGAAUAUCUUUAGUUUUUUGCAAGGUGCCAAUUACUUGUUUUACAUGAUGUUUUCCCCUUUGAUACUACAUUAUUUUCCAGAAGUCACGCAGCAAUCUGAUUUUGUGAUAGGCCAUUUUUGCUCAUUAUUUCUUUUCUACCCGGUUCAAAGGUAAAAAUUUAAGCAUAAUCUUGGAGCUUUGAAACAUUUGUUUGAAUCUGAACAUUGCUUUGUACUCUGAAAUCUGUAAUUUUUAAUUCAUUUUCUCAACAUUUUUUACUAGUACCAUUCCCCUGAUUGUUAUGGUUAUCUAGACUGAACUAGGCCUGUCAAUUUUAGAACUGUUAUUUAUUAGGUAUUGAUUGGACAUGCACAGCUAGAUUUAGCAUUGUUUGUAUUUUCAUACAUCCUGUUGAGAGUCAAAUCUUGCUGCAUUGUUUCUAGGUGAAGAUAACAAUAUCAAUUAAAUAUUGUGUCUGUCAUUCUGUAGGGCUUUGCAUGUUCUUUUGUUGUUUUUUUAAUCUAACUCAACCACAGAACUCUCAACUCUUUAUUUACAAAUUUUAGUAUUACAUGAUCACCAUGGGCACCUGUUAAUUAUACCUGUGGAGGAAAUAUGGAAGCUUGUAUUUAAAAAGAAUAUCUAUAUUUUUUUAUUAUAACAUAAAAACAACUGUUAAUACCGGCUGUCAUUUUCUGUCUCUUUGGAGUCUAACCCAAGUAUUAGAUAUGAUUGUUCCAUAGUUCCAUCUAUCUAUGUUUGCCAGUAUGUAAUAUGCUCUCACAUCAGUACUGUAAAGGUAGUUUUUGAAAGUGUCCUGUUACUUCAUAUUUAAUUCGUGUCAUUGACUGCGCCUUUUCCACCAAAUUGUAAGUACUAAAUGAACUUAUUGAUACAAAGAAAUAGAAUAAAACACAAUAUCCAAGUUUAUUUUGAGAGUUUCAGACUGAUUUUAGAGACUCUGGUCAAUAACAUUCCCGGAUCAAAGGCUCUGGGAGAGAGUUGGUUUGGGUGGCAGUUAAAAAUAAUUUUUCCAUUUUGAACGCCGUAUUGUCUUGUACCGCGUACUCUACGGUCCUGUUUCAUUUUGGGCUUCGACAUCCAUCUUCAUAAUUUUAAACUCAAGUUUAUUUCUUUCAUGCUAAAGUAUGAGUUCAUCUACCAACUUACAGAAAAAUGUCCCUGUGGCUUAAUUUAUCCAAAAGGAUAUAGCUUUACUCUCAUAUUUCAACUUGGUUUCGUACAUAGGAGAAGUAAUUUCCUUUCCGUUACCAAACCCUGUGUUCAUUGGUAUUGAUGAUAUGUGAAUCUCAAUGUAUCAGUUCCCAUUUGGAAUAACAUGGAACCGGAGGUGAUCUAUAAUUUUCACAAUUUCUUAUCACUCAAUAUGAAGUACAUACACAAAGUCUUGAAAAUAAUUGGAGUGUUUCUUUUUUCUAAUUAAGAUGGAAAAACAAAUACCUUGAAAGCGUUAGAAUGGAUGUGUUUAAAGUGUUCAAGUUACAUGUCUCUUGUUUCUUGUGCCCUGUUAAUUUUCUUGAUCCCUUGAAAAUGCUGUUGCGCCUGUUUUUAAACCUUACAUUCAACUUUGAGAAAACUGACACUAGGAUCUGGAUGUUCAAAUAUGUGGGUGUAUUAUGAUGCAAGCAACUAUUGUUGGAAUAUACUUACUUACAAUAUGGUA